ACCCUUCAAAUUAAGGGUUAUGUUUAAGUAGGAUAAUUGUGUUUCGAUUGGCAUUGCCUUUUUUGUUGUUGAUACCUGUUUAAGAGUAAAGCUGUAUGUAUCAGAUAAUGGGUCAUUGUUUUAUAGUAGAUAUGUUAAUAACUUUCUGUGUCUUACGUGAGUUGUGCGAUUUAAUUCGAUCAAUUCAUGUGAACUUUCUGCAUUUCUGCAGUCAGAAACGUCCAUAAGAUCUAUUAUUUCGAGGGUCGUAAUGAUUAAGCUUGGGAUUGGUUAAAUGACGUUCGUUAUGACAUGAGGAAUUGCAGGAAAUCUUCAUUUUUGACAUUGCAUAAGAAAUGGCAGUGGAUUUGGCAAGUGCAUUACCAGCUUCCUGCAUUACUAAAACCAAUAUAAGUUCCUUUUGUCGAAUAUGUGCAACUGCGGGUUCUGGUAAUUUGUUCUCAAUCUUCAGCCAGGAGGGUGAACUGUGGAAUGUAGCCGAGAAGAUUGGACGUUGUUUGCCAAUCAUUGUACUUCCAACAGAUACAUUGCCAUUAAACAUAUGUAUCCGAUGUCUGAUGAAACUCAACACAAGUUAUGAGUUAGUGAUUAUGGCUCUUAAUUCUGAAGCUGAACUUAAAGCUACAUUUGAUUUCACUGAAGACUCUUCUAUGCAGCUGGAGGCUGUUAAGGGUCAUCAUUUUACAGGUGUGUUUGUCAAACGAGAAGAGUCACCCAGUGAAAUGAAGCAGGAAAUGUUGCACACUAUUGAGGAAUUAACAACUGAAUAUGAAUGUGAAGUUGUUAUAUCCACUGAAACCAAAAUUAGUGAAAAGGCAGAAGUGGGAGAUUAUGUAAUGACUGAGUCUGAUUCCAGUACAUUCAAAGAGCAAAUUAAAAUUCCAGAGGAUGCAACUGGAUAUAAAGAAUCAGGAACAUUUGAAGAACAGAGUUACAAAUGCAGAACAGAUGUUGAUAUAAAAAGAAGUGAUGUAGAAUUACUUAUAAAAAAUCACAGUAUAAUCAGCAAUGACCAGUUGAAGUCUGUGAAAGUACCAUCACUGUCCAUUUAUGGACCAGCAAUAUGUGAUUUGUGUGAUGUGACAUUCACUGAUAUGGAUGAGUUUGAUAAUCAUGUUGCAGGUCAGCAUCUUCAAAAAUAUAAGUGGCAUUGCAUCCAUUGUGAUGAUAGCUUUGAGCAUUCACAAGAUCUUGUUAUGCACAAAGCAAUGACUCAUGGUGAAAAGCCAAUAUCUUGUGGGCAAUGCCGAGAAAAGAAAUUGGUUGAUGAAAAUACUGGAGAUGAAGGAAUUGAGGAAGAGUGGCUUGAAGAAAAUGAAACACAUGUUGAUGAAAACAAAAUUCCAGCUAACAACAGCAAAGAUAAUUCAGAAUUUUACUGUGAACUCUGUGAUAAGAGUUUCUGUGAUGAAACUAAAUUGAAGGAUCACUGCUUGGUUCACUCACCACUGUCUUUGGUGUGCAGUAAAUGUGGCCUCAAGUGCAGCUCAUCAUAUCAGUUGUCUGUUCAUAAGAAGAGCCAUUUGCGAAAUUUUAAAGAGAGGCAAUACGUUUGUGAAGUGUGCAGGAAAACGUUUCUGAAGCGCGUUAUGUACAACAUCCAUCGCCGACACUGUAGCAGCAAGCAGUACACAUGCAAUUUAUGUGACCGCACUUUCUGGCGGCAGUACAGCCUCCAGUUGCAUAUGAAGGUUCACAAUCAAGUGAAUAGACAAUAUGAGUGUGACUGUGGACAGAAGUUUGAUACACACAGCACAUUCCAAGCUCACAAGAAGACACAUGAGAGAGUAACCACAAUGAAAUGUGUCACAUGUGAAAAGGUGUUUACUAAUGAGACUUUCUACAAGAAGCACAGAUUUAUACAUGAUCCAGAAUACUGGGAUCGUUUCAAGUGCCAAACAUGCCAGCGCCCUUUCAGAGACGCUCAUGCACUUAAGAACCAUAUGCAGCUACAUGCUGGCAUGAAACCUCACAUGUGUGAUCUCUGUGGGCGUACCUACAACAGGUAUGCCAAUAUGUUGAAGCAUCGCAAACUACAUAAGCCACAGAAUCUUUGGGAACAUAACUGCACACACUGUGGGGCAAGAUUUGAGCAUUUGAAGGACCUUAUGUUUCAUAUGGAGCAAGCACACAUGAUUGGUGACCCAGCAGGAGAAGAUGCAGAAGGCAGGAAGUCAUCCAUGAAGUGGAUAUGUCGUUUCUGUGGAAAGCGUAUUUCUACAAAGCUCAGCCUUCUAGACCAUGAACAUAUCCAUACAGGAGCCAAACCUUAUAUUUGUGAGUGGUGUGGACGUGAAUUUCGUUCUCGACCGAACUUGUUGCAACAUCAUCUCACCCACACAGGUGAUCGGAAACAUGCUUGUGCAGUAUGUGGUAAACGAUUUGCACGCAAGUCAUUUGUUGUUCAGCAUAUGAGGAUACAUACAGGCGAAAAACCAUUUGAAUGUGAUAUCUGUGGCAAACGUUUUACACAGGCUGGGGAUAUGAGGCGACAUCGUGGACGUCACAUUGAACAGCAGAAGGAACAGGUUGAAUUAUUUGUACAAAUCCAAAAAUAAUGAAGGUGUAUUAAAAAUAAGAAAUUGUAAUUGCAAGGCUGCCACUUCUUCAUUUGUAAUAUUUUAUUUUUUAAGUGUUCCUGUUACCUGUAAUUAGUUAUUACAUACUGAUGCCACUUUAGUUUCUACUUGUUCUUUUUUCCUGCUGUACCAUUUGUUGUUUUUUGUAAUUCACUCUUUACAGUAUCAAGAGAUUGAGGGUUUUUUAUAACUUUGUAACUCUUCAUACAUAAUUACCAUGAUAUGUGAAUGUAGUCCGUUAUGGAAGUUUGAGAAAGAUCACUGUUUUUUUUUAAAUGAACUGGAGAGCAAUUGGGAAAAGAAGUUAUGCUUAGAAGAAGGUACCCAGGAGGUUAGAAGAGAUAUGGGAUUGUGGAAAGUGGGCAUCUGGAGAUUGAAGAGUGUUAGGAAAUGUAGAUCAGGGAAUGUGCCCUAUGUGAAAUAAAGGAGGAGGUUAAAGCCACAAACUGAGAUCUGAGAAAGCUAGAAGUUUGAGGGAAGAGCUUGUAGACGAAAGAUCCACAAUGAAUCAGAAGGAUAGCUACAAUUAAAGAUAAUGACAAACAGCAAAACACUGUAAAGGGAAAUAGGUAAGAUCAGUGAUGAAAUAUAAAUAAAACUGAGGGGUAAUAAAGAUGAGAGAUGUGGUAAGACUAAUGUUAAGAUAUUUUGAAGUGAACAUAAGACCAGAAAGUCAUAUCCAACAUUGUAAACUGUAACCAGCAUAUUUAAUAAAGAUCAAUGUCAUUUAAGCCAUA
This is a messenger RNA of Zootermopsis nevadensis, 3316 nucleotides long. RefSeq lists its product as uncharacterized. Gene Ontology annotation, biological process: regulation of transcription by RNA polymerase II. Lineage: Eukaryota; Metazoa; Arthropoda; Insecta; Blattodea; Termopsidae. Gene Ontology annotation, cellular component: nucleus. Gene Ontology annotation, molecular function: RNA polymerase II transcription regulatory region sequence-specific DNA binding; zinc ion binding; DNA-binding transcription factor activity, RNA polymerase II-specific. The record is from RefSeq and is a predicted model, not a curated record.